UGUCGUCAUCACGUUCAGAGUGCGUGUGGUGCUUGUGUUGGGUGAGGGAAGGAAACGCAGUGGCGAAGCUGUAUUAAGUACUUUAGAAAACAACAAAACAUCAUUUACAUACUGUACGAAGAAACCAACAUAGAAAAGCCAAUUGAGUCCAUCGUUUUCAAAGCUGGUGCGACAUGUCUGAAACAUACGACUUCCUCUUUAAGUUCCUGGUAAUUGGCAGUGCGGGGACAGGGAAAUCCUGCCUCCUCCACCAGUUCAUUGAGACUAAGUUCAAGCAGGACUCCAACCACACCAUUGGGGUUGAGUUUGGUUCCAGAGUGGUCAACGUCGGGGGCAAGACGGUCAAACUGCAGAUCUGGGACACAGCUGGACAGGAGCGCUUCAGGUCUGUGACUCGCAGUUACUACCGUGGAGCUGCAGGGGCACUGCUAGUCUAUGACAUCACAAGCCGGGAGACGUACAACGCCCUGACCAACUGGCUGACAGACACGCGGACACUGGCCAGCCCCAACAUUGUCAUCAUCUUGUGUGGGAACAAGAAGGACUUGGAUGCAGACCGAGAGGUCACCUUCCUGGAGGCGUCGCGCUUCGCGCAGGAGAAUGACCUGAUGUUCCUGGAGACCAGUGCUCUGACAGGAGAAAAUGUUGAAGAAGCUUUCCUGAAAACUGCCCGCACCAUCCUUAACAAGAUCGAGUCAGGUGAAUUAGACCCAGAGCGGAUGGGUUCAGGUAUCCAGUAUGGCGAUGCUUCUCUGAGGCAGCAGAGGCAACACAGAGGCUCCACGGCACAGACCAAGCAGCAGUGUAACUGCUAGUGUCAGGAACCGCUUCACUCCAACCCACACAGGCUUUAGGUGUUUUUGGAUGUGCAGGACUCCUCUUCCUUCUGCAACACCUUACACACCUAAGAGCUUACCUGGACAGGUUGCCAUCAAGAAAGCACCUGCUAACCCCUGGCCCUUGGUAAGAGUUUGUAUUUCCUGCCCUGUGAAGUUUCCUGGGCUUGGAGACCAUGUGGUUUGACCUGUACUGGGGACACACAAAGAAGAGUCCAUGUUUGGUUCAGGGUUGUGUGUAGGGACUGUCCCACUUUUACCCUUUUCAUGGGUUUUUAAUCAAGACAUACAUGUACAUACAUUACCAAAAGUCCAUGAAAGAUGAAAUGUAAAACAACGCUUGGUUAACUUCCUCAUACAGAUGCAACCUGUUUGACUGCUUUGUAAGGUUGUUUUUGUGUUAUAGCCAUCAAAGCGCGAUGACCCUAUCUUUGAUUUUUAAUAAGCUGGGUAGAUCCAUAGCCGGCACCUGCCAGUCAUCUUCUGACACACCUAAGUCUCCCAAACCCAGACGGGAAGAGACAUUUGUUGACACCCAGGUACGAGUACGUUAUUGGGUCAGUAAACAGACCGUUUCCCUCUGAAAGUUCCCCUGACUUCCACAUGGAAUCAGUCUAACAUUUGCCUCAUGUUACCUGACAUUCACUGUAAACUGCGUUGAUUCUAAUUUGAUGAACACUGUGUCAGUUUGAAACUGAAGAUGUAUUUCUAGCCGGGCCUUUUAAGGAAAAGGUAUUUACCUGGUGAACAUGUACUAUCCCCUCAAUCUCCCCAUUUGCAGUACACAAGUCCAAACUGUCAGUACCUUCAGACUCCUGUAGGGCACACAGACAUGAAGGCAGUGUCCAAAGCACAAGGAGAAGUGGGCUUUCAGUUACAUUUUAAAUUAAUAAAAAUAGUGAACCACUUGUUUUCCAUUAUCAGCUGCAGGUGUGAUACAUCAAAUCAAUGCUUUGCCCUGGCCACGUUGUGGUCAUAUGUUCUGUCUGCAUUCUAUCUCAGGUGGAGAUCUCUGCCCUUUUUGUUUCCCUGCUGCUCUGCACUCACUGAUAAGACAGACGGGUCACAGGAAGCUAGGCUGUUUUCCGUGUCUUAGUGGGAAAUAUUCAGGUUAAAGGCCAGGCUGCGGUCUGAAACGUUCAAGUGCACUUUUUGUUUUUACUCGUCUUACAGAAUCUAUUUCCGAUUGGUGGUCAAAGACAAAACCUGUUCGAUUUCAGAUUCUGUAUCCUUACCUACUUUCUAGCAAUGCUGCGGUUUGCACGCCACUAAGAGCGGCUUAUCUGUUACACUGAAAUGGUGUGGAACACAUGGCUAUUAAAAAUGCCACUGUGACAUCAACCUGAGAGACUGGUACCAUUUCAGGAGGAUAAACCAAAAAAAUACUUGCUUUGUGUAAUAAUUUUUUUUUCUCCUCUCUUCUGCAAGUGCACUUUUUCUGAGAUUUCUUUUUAUUUAUACUGUAAAGAAUUGUAAUGUACACUUUAUAUGAAUUGAGUUAUAUACUGUAAUAAAUUACCAAUUGCAAAGGUUAAUCAUUCAUUACUGAAGAACAACUGAGAUUUUGUCCUGUGUCUCCUUUGGUGUUGGAGUGACAGGCUUGUCUGUUCUCUAGUCACCAGGUUGUUGUGGUAGAAUGACUCCAUGCCAUUUCUUGUUGACUCAUUGCUUGCUGCUGCUGGGUUGAUGUAGUCUCCUGUGACUUCCUGUGUGUGUGUGUGUGUGUGUGCGCGCGCGCGCGCGUGCGCGUAGACCAAUGACUGACACAGUCAG
Messenger RNA from Esox lucius (northern pike), 2609 nucleotides. RefSeq names its product RAB4B, member RAS oncogene family (gene rab4b). The coding region runs from base 174 to 815 and encodes 213 amino acids. The record is from RefSeq and is a predicted model, not a curated record. Gene Ontology annotation, biological process: regulation of endocytosis; Rab protein signal transduction. Gene Ontology annotation, cellular component: endosome. NCBI's taxonomy places the organism in Eukaryota, Metazoa, Chordata, Actinopteri, Esociformes, Esocidae. Gene Ontology annotation, molecular function: GTP binding; GTPase activity. The transcript is spliced from 8 exons.